AUGGAUGGGGUCCACCACUCCCCUAUGAACGAGAAGAUCGUGCGCUUGACAUCCAUGUUCUUGAAUCAACUGCAUAUCGACGUUUGGAGGCCCAGGGAAUCUGUGACACAGGGAUUAUCCCGCGAUGUCCAGGGACUCAAUCCAAAACUAUGUCAGCCUCACUUGAGAAAGCUUCUUGGGGGUGAAAACCCACCAAGGAUUAUAUUCCCAGAGUACAUUCCAAACAUGGAGAUGAUCAAUCUUGGCAACUAUAUAGAAACAUGGAUGAACAAUCUUCUGGGUAUCCGUGAGAUUCACAAAGCAGGUGAACAGCUGGGUGAUAUCGAGCCCAGGGACAUGCUCAUUGUCAAAUAUGACCCCAGUCCUGACCGGGUUGUGUGA
This is a messenger RNA of Histoplasma capsulatum G186AR, 381 nucleotides long. RefSeq lists its product as uncharacterized. Bases 1 to 381 code for a protein of 126 amino acids. The transcript has a single exon. Lineage: Eukaryota; Fungi; Ascomycota; Eurotiomycetes; Onygenales; Ajellomycetaceae. The record is from RefSeq and is a predicted model, not a curated record.